AUGUCCGCUGACGCCUCAGCAGGAGCGACUGAGGACCAGCGAGCCUCGCUAACUUCCCGAGUCCUCCCUAUGAUGACCUUGUCGGAGGGUUCAAGUCCACUCACUCGCCCCCUCGCUCCAAUACCCUCAACAUCUGCUCGUGAGCGAGCGGAAGCACGAUUCCAAGUUCAGGGAAAAGCUAUAGUCACCGGCGGAGCAGGAGCACUUGGCCUGAUUUCUGCACAGGCUCUCCUGGAGCACGGUCUUUCCUCACUAUGUAUUAUGGAUCUCCCCAGAACCUUGGAGACAUCAUCAGAAGAAAUCCAAUCACUAGCAUCAAAGUUUCCCUCUGUCAAUAUAACAAAAGUCCCCUUGGACGUGACAUCAAUCGAGUCCAUCAAAGCCGCAUUCGAGCAGGCAAACAAAACAAUGGAAGGCAUCGACAUCCUCUGCUGCUUCGCUGGGAUCCCCGGUUGCCAACCAUCCCUCACAGUAACACCCGACCAGUUCAGCAAAGUGAUAGACGUCAACCUGAACGGAUCUUUCUUCUGCGCACAAGCAGCAGCAAAAUGCAUGGAAUCCUCAGGUAAAGGCGGGUGUAUCUUGUUCACUGCUUCGAUGUCGGCCCAUUAUACCAAUUUUCCGCAGCCGCAGGCUGCUUACAAUGCGAGUAAGGCCGGAGUUGCGCAUCUGACUCGAAACUUGGCUGCUGAGUGGGCUGUUCAUGGGAUCAGGGUGAAUAGUAUUAGUCCCGGGUAUAUGGAUACAAUUCUUAAUGCUGGUGAUAGUUUGGCGGAUGUUAGGAAGAUUUGGGAUUCUCGUUGUCCGAUGGGCCGGAUGGGGGAUCCUGAGGAGAUUACCGGGGCUGUUGUUCUUCUGUGUAGUCAGCGUGCAGGACGGUACAUUACUGGUACUGAUAUUGUUAUUGAUGGGGGGACUUUGACACUAUGA
This is a messenger RNA of Penicillium hordei, 930 nucleotides long. RefSeq lists its product as uncharacterized. Gene Ontology annotation, molecular function: oxidoreductase activity, acting on NAD(P)H, oxygen as acceptor. The transcript has a single exon. The record is from RefSeq and is a predicted model, not a curated record. NCBI's taxonomy places the organism in Eukaryota, Fungi, Ascomycota, Eurotiomycetes, Eurotiales, Aspergillaceae. Gene Ontology annotation, cellular component: intracellular anatomical structure. The coding region runs from base 1 to 930 and encodes 309 amino acids.